Molecule: messenger RNA, 3694 nt
Organism: Lotus japonicus
Lineage: Eukaryota; Viridiplantae; Streptophyta; Magnoliopsida; Fabales; Fabaceae
Product: scarecrow-like protein 34
Exons: 4
Coding region: 1070-3325 (751 amino acids)
Biological process (GO): regulation of DNA-templated transcription
Cellular component (GO): nucleus
Molecular function (GO): sequence-specific DNA binding; DNA-binding transcription factor activity
Source: RefSeq, a predicted model, not a curated record
ACUAAGAGGGUCUAUAUCUAAGAGGUUCCCAUGUUGAUGAAACACAUCCCAGUAUGCUGCAUAUGGAUUUGGAUCCGAGUCAAAUAUGCUCCCUUCUUCACAAAACUGGUAUCCGUUUGUGAAAUCGCUGGCCCCAGAAAAGAAUGCUGACACUUGGACUCUUGGCGGCUCUAUGAUUUUCAACGGCAAGAAAGAAAAAGACAUGGUGCAGAAUCUCCCAAAUGCAAGUUGUUUCAAUAUCUAUCUGCAAGUGCAAAGUAUCCUUGGUUUUUUUACAUUAGUAUUUUUUAACGUAAAAAAACAUUUUAGCAUUUUUACUACAGUGUUAGUACAAUUAUUAUCUGAUUCAAUCUGUCACCUUUUUCUAUUUCUUCCGUCGAGCAUAUGAUUCACUUACAUUAUGUACAUUUUAAGCCCACUCAUUAACUAUACAAUUUAAUCAAUUAGUUUUUUUUUAAAUUUCCCAUUCUAUUUCUCUCAAACAUUUCCGUUUCAAGAAUAGAGGAGCCAGAUAUGUACCCGUAAGUCGUAUCAAUCCAUUGAUCUAAUCUUUGUGUCAAAAUCAGAAUUCAUAGCUAUGGUUGGAUGAUUAAUAUGUCAGCUGCAUCAUACAAGAAAUACUUAAGUAUGUUUAGUUUUAAGUUUUUAACCUACUUCCAACUGUACAUGCAUUGCUAGAGUCUAGAGACAUUGUAUAUAUGAGAGUUGGUAGUGUUAAAGCAAGUAAUGCAUUGCACCACAUUAUUAUAUCAUAUCCUCUUUUUUUUGACAUAGUAUUAAAAAAUUGAUCCCCUCCAUCAUCUUUGACAAUUGUCCCAUUUGAUCCUUCUCCGAAUAUUCAUGGUGUGAUCCCCAAGUAUUGUUUACAGAUUAUGCUCACAGUCAUAGAUUAGUUAGUCAAAACUCAAAACAGCUGCAUCUCUGACUAUAUAAUAACACAGAAAUCCAAACAUCUCUUUCACCUUCAUCUCCAUCGUCCUUCAAUCAAACCACUAUCAUAAAACCAGCAAUUGUUCAUGAACUAUUGAGUUGUGUGCUUUGUUGGUGACUGUUUCUCAAAAAGGAGAAGAUGACAGAUCCAUGGUUUGCUGAAGAAGGAAGCAUACUUGUCUCAGAUCCAAAUCAAUAUGCAUCAGACUGGGAUGCCUUUCAACAAUAUGAAAGCCUCUCAGCGAAUUCAAACCCUGUAGAAGGUUCUGUUUCAUCCAUGUCCAUGAACACGGUUACAGAUCCUUCACUAGAAGACACCGAUUUCUCAGAAACCGCCUUGUUCAUCAGUCAAAUCCUCAUGGAAGAAAACGUUGAACAGAGUCCAUUUUAUGAUUCACUCAGCUUGCAACUCACUGAGAAAUCAUUCCAUGAUGCUCUCAUAAACCCAUCUCUGUCCCCCAAUCAACAACACCCCUUUGAUUUUCAAAACAGUGAAACCACCACCAGCAACAGCAACAAUAGCAGUAACAGUUCUCGUGAGUUGAAACCCCCUUCUCCGGAUACCCCUGUUUCUGUUCUUCGUGAUAAUCAUGAUUUUCAAUUCAAUUCCCGUCCUUUGCAUGAUUUGGAUUCUUCUGCUACCAAUUUGUUGGCACAAGAUAUCUUCAAUGAUGCAGAUUCUGUUUCCCAAUUCAAGAGAGGGUUAGAGGAAGCUAGCAAGUUUCUUCCGGUGGAGCCUCGGAUCGUGACCGGUCUAGACUCGAAUGGACAACCGCCAAACAUGCUUAGGUUGAAGAAUCGAAAGCAUCAUGAUCGCGAAGAAGAAAGUGAUUCUAAGGAAGAAGGGAGGAGAAGUAACAAGAGAGGGUUAGAGGAAGCUAGCAAGUUUCUUCCGGUGGAGCCUCGGAUCGUGACCGGUCUAGACUCGAAUGGACAACCGCCAAACAUGCUUAGGUUGAAGAAUCGAAAGCAUCAUGAUCGCGAAGAAGAAAGUGAUUCUAAGGAAGAAGGGAGGAGAAGUAACAAGCAAUCAGCAUUUAGUGUUGUUGAUGAAGAAAACAAUCAAGACCUAUCAGAAAUGUUUGAUAAAGUGUUGCUUAAUCUGGAACAUUUGCCGCUGUGUAAUGAAGUCCAUGGCUCGCAGAAUGGAGAAGUGAAAGCGGAGAAGGAAGGUGAAAAGGAUAAGUCACCUUCAGCUAAUGGAGGAGGGAAGGGUCGUCCUAAGAAACAAGGAAGGAGCAAGGAAACGGUGGAUUUGAGGGCUCUUCUGCUUCUAUGCUCACAAGCUGUUUACUCAAAUGACAACAGGGCUGCGAAUGAAUUUCUAAAGCAGAUUAGGGAUCACUCUUCUUCCUAUGGGGAUGCAUCACAAAGAUUGGCUCAUUACUUUGCCAAUGGCCUUGAGGCGCGCUUGGGCGGUGAUGGAACCGGCGCACAAAUAUUCUAUUCCUCACCAAGCUCCCAGAGGAUCUCUACUGCUAAGUAUCUGAAAGCUUACCAAGCUCAUCUAAGUACAAGCCCAUUCAAAAAGUUUGCAUAUUUCUUUGCAAAUAAAAUGAUUAUGAAAGAAGCUGCAAAAGCAGAAUCUCUUCAUAUCAUUGAUUUUGGUAUCCUAUAUGGUUUCCAGUGGCCAAUUCUUAUUAAGUUCUUAUCAGAAAGAGAUGGUGGACCUCCCAAAUUGAAGAUCACAGGGAUAGAGUUCCCUUUACCCGGAUUUCGGCCCACGGAAAGAAUUGAUGAGACCGGUCAUCGUCUCACCAACUAUUGCAAGCGUUUCAAUGUUCCCUUUGAGUACAAUGCCAUUGCAUCAAAGAACUGGGAAACAAUUGAAGUUAAAGACCUUAGAAUUCAGACUAAUGAGUUUGUUGCUGUGAAUUGUAUGAUGAGGUUCAAGAAUUUGCUGGAUGAGACUAUUGAAGAGAACAACAGUCCUAGAGAUGCUGUUCUGCAAUUAAUUAGGAAGAUCAAUCCGAAUAUUUUUACUCAAUCAAUCUCUAAUGGAUCUUUCAAUGCCCCUUUCUUUGUCACGCGGUUUAGGGAGGCUUUAUUCCAUUUUUCUGCUACUUUUGACAUGUUUGACACUGUCAUAUCUAGGGAUAACCAAUGGAGGAGGUUGAUUGAGAGAGAGAGUGUGGGGCGGGAGGCUAUGAAUGUGAUAGCAUGUGAAGGUUUGGAGAGGGUUGAGAGGCCUGAGACAUAUAAAAGGUGGCAGGUUAGGAAUACAAGGGCUGGUUUCAAGCAGCUACCCCUAAAUGAGGGACUAAUGGACAAAUUUAGGAUCAAGUUAAAGAAAUGGUACCAUAAGGACUUUGUCUUUGAUGAAGACAACAACUGGAUGCUUCAAGGUUGGAAAGGCCGCAUUAUGUAUGCUUCCACUUGUUGGGUACCGGCUUGAUGAACUCAUACUAGGUUCUGGUACUCCUUGUUACUUGAUCAUCAGGUGCUGUGAUGAAUAUUCUUCAAAAGUCUUCCACCAAGUUACUCUAGAAAAUUAUGUCAGAACAACUUCUCUUGUAGAAUUGAGACUUGUGAGUGUAAUGCUAAUUCAGUAAUGAUAAGGAGUGUGUAUUAGUGUAGGAAGGCCCUUAUAGUGUUUGGCAUUUUACUUCUUACCAAUAAAUUGAUCAUAGGUUUUUGCAGGAUACUUGUCUCUUGAGACAUAUUAGCUACUGAGUUGACAAUAUGUUACUAAUUUGAGAUGGAUGAAUUUGUUUAGUUAUUUUUCAAGACUAUCAAUGGAUUGAUUAUUGGCCUUUGAUACAAA